Molecule: messenger RNA, 2085 nt
Organism: Diceros bicornis minor
Lineage: Eukaryota; Metazoa; Chordata; Mammalia; Perissodactyla; Rhinocerotidae
Gene: DOC2B
Product: double C2 domain beta
Exons: 9
Coding region: 87-1325 (412 amino acids)
Cellular component (GO): membrane
Source: RefSeq, a predicted model, not a curated record
GCCCCGCCGGGCCUGCUGAGCCGCCCCCUGGCCGGGGCCGCGCCGGGCCGGGCCGGGCCGCGCCCAGGCGGGGCCGCGCUGCCUGCAUGACCCUCCGGCGGCGCGGGGAGAAGGCGACCAUCAGCAUCCAGGAGCAUAUGGCCAUCGACGUGUGCCCCGGCCCCAUCCGGCCCAUCAAGCAGAUCUCCGACUACUUCCCCCGCUUCCCGCGGGGCCUGCCCCCGGACGCCGGGCCCCGCGCCGCUGCGCCCCCGGACGCCCCCGCGCUCCCGGCCGCGGCCAGCGCGGGCCGCCGCAGCCCCUCCGACGGCGCCCGCGACGACGACGAGGAUGUCGACCAGCUCUUCGGAGCCUACGGCGCCAGCCCGGGCCCCAGCCCCGGCCCCAGCCCCGCGCGGCCGCCCGCCAAGCCGCCCGAGGACGAGCCGGACGCCGACGGCUACGAGUCCGACGACUGCACCACCCUGGGCACACUGGACUUCAGCCUGCUCUACGAUCAGGAGAACAACGCCCUCCACUGCACCAUCAGCAAGGCCAAGGGCCUGAAGCCGAUGGACCACAACGGGCUGGCGGACCCGUACGUCAAGCUGCAUCUGCUGCCAGGAGCCAGUAAGGCAAAUAAGCUCAGAACGAAAACUCUCCGGAACACUCUGAACCCCACGUGGAACGAGACCCUAACGUACUACGGGAUCACGGACGAAGACAUGAUCCGAAAGACCCUGCGCAUCUCCGUGUGCGAUGAGGACAAGUUCCGCCACAACGAGUUCAUCGGGGAGACGCGUGUGCCCCUGAAGAAGCUGAAACCCAACCACACCAAGACGUUCAGCAUCUGCCUGGAGAAGCAGCUGCCGGUGGACAAGACGGAAGACAAGUCCCUGGAGGAGCGGGGCCGCAUCCUCAUCUCCCUCAAGUACAGCUCGCAGAAGCAGGGCCUGCUGGUCGGCAUUGUGCGCUGCGCACACCUGGCCGCCAUGGAUGCCAACGGCUACUCGGACCCCUACGUGAAAACAUACCUGAAGCCGGAUGUGGACAAGAAAUCCAAACACAAGACGGCGGUGAAGAAGAAGACCCUGAACCCGGAGUUCAACGAGGAGUUCUGUUACGAGAUUAAGCACGGGGACCUGGCCAAGAAGACCCUGGAAGUCACGGUUUGGGAUUACGACAUUGGAAAAUCCAACGAUUUCAUUGGCGGCGUGGUUCUGGGCAUCAACGCCAAGGGCGAGCGCCUGAAGCACUGGUUUGACUGCCUGAAGAACAAGGACAAGCGCAUCGAGCGCUGGCACACGCUCACCAAUGAGCUCCCGGGUGCCGUGCUCAGCGAUUGACCGGCCCACCUGCCGCCGUGCCCGCCCCCGCCCUCCGCUGGCCCAGCGCGGGCCUGGCCCUGGGCUUCCUCAGCUGCCACCAAGGGCCUUUGCCCCCCUGUUGGGGGAGAUCCAGGACACCUGCUUGGACACAGAGCCACUGUAGCCCCUGCUUGGAGGCCGCGGAGGGCCCAGCCACUCUGAAGGACAAUGAGAGCAGAGAGCCGGGCCUGCUUUCAGCCUCCGGGGCCGAGAGGGCCGGAGGUGGGAGGAGAGGACCAGGCCCUCACCCACCUGGGGAAGGGGAUGGGACCAUCAGGGUCGAGGACCUGCUAGAGGUCAGCAGUAAGUCACCGGGGACCCCAGGCUGAGAGCACAGGAGUGCAGGUGGGCCCUGGCAGGCCAUGAGAACUCCUGAGAGGGACAGUAGGGAGGGGCGUAGGGGGGAAGAGAUUGAGGACAGGGCAGGGCAGGACUCUGAAGAAAAUUUAUUCCCAAAAGGAGGUUCUGACUUCCUCAUCCCUUCAUCUCUGGCAUUACUGGGCAGGCGGAAAAAAGUUGACACGAGAGCCAGGAUAUUGGUGAACUUCCUAGAGGCUCCCAAGAACACUGGAAAUUGGCAGGUGCUUCACUCAAUGAUUCCACGAGCCCCUGGGGAUGCAGCAGACCCAGGGCCUGCCCUCAGGGAGGUCCUGUCUAGUCAGGAAGCUGGAAACAACCCAUUAUAACAGGAGUCAGGGAUGCCAGGCCAGCCUGGCCCGCCUGCGAGGGCUGUGGAUUC